AUGUCUUAUGCCCUAUUAACAGACAGUAGAUGGACUUCCUGUUACCAGCCUCGAUGGCCUAGAUUUGGAGGUGGAUACAGAUGUACCUAUGAGUUCUCUGCUUUGAUCAGGGGCUAUAGAAGUCUUUGGCGGUCCAGCCAUUACCAAGCAGUCAUGCCAUCGAACGCUAGAUUCUUUUCAUUCUUCUAUUACUCCCUUAGUUACUAUUAUGCAUGGAUUGAGAGAGAUGUCUUACCCCGUUUCUACUGCUGUGGACUUGCUGGUGGAAACUUCUGUAGGCUUUACGAGCUACGUCGUCCACGGGCUCACUGCUUUGGAUAUAGGCGACCAUGGUGGGGAUGGUUUUGGGGUGAUCCGCAUAUCAAUACUCUGGAUGGGAGGAAAUACACCUUCAACGGCCUUGGUGAAUACAUUACGUUGUCUUACAGUCACGGUGAUCCAUUCGUUUUACAAUCAAGAACUGGCAAGGCUUUUAACAACAGUGAACCCGUUGAACACGGAACGGUCUUCAUAGGGUUCGCUGCUACACAAGAUAUCACGAAGGUUGAAUUCCAGCUGAACGACAACAGGACAGAAAUGAGUAUUCUUGUUAAUGGUUCCUCCAUUAAUAUGACAGAUUUCCUAAAUGAUGGAUAUGACUCGCAGGAUCCGACUUUCAUCUUAUCCUUGGAUAAUGAGACCGAAUCCGAGGAUGAGAUCAAGGUCACAGCUCUCUUUCAACCUGAAGGCUAUUCGAGUACGUCCUUUACAGUGACCUUUAAGAAUGGGAUCUUGGAUAUAACCGUCAUGGUCCCGCCUGAGUAUUCUGAGAACGCAACAGGGAGGGGUCUGCUUGGUAAUGUCAAUGGAGAUAAAACAGAUGAUUUUCUUUUACGGAAUGGAACGUUACUUACCGAUCAACCCGGGAGAAAUCUAACAGAAGAAGAAAUAUACCAAUUCGGACAAUCAUGGAUGAUAACGAAGAACGAGUCGCUGUUUGAAUACGGUGAUAGGGACUGGAGUUACUACAACCCGAGUAACUAUACACCAAUGUUCUUAGACGCCCUGCUCGCCCUCGACCCAAACAGGACCAGAGAGGCCCGGGAGACUUGCGGGGAUGACGAAACGUGCCUUUUCGACUUCCUCGCCGUCAACCCCGAAUUGGGAAAACAGACGAUGGACACCGGGAACCAACUCGACAACGAACUCGUAAACCUUGAUAAUUUCCCUCCGAACAUAACAAGCGUCAUGGAACUUACAGAAACAGAUGCACUACAGGAGGAUGACGUUCUCUUCGUGCAAGUGGGCGUGAACGUUACCUUAGAGAUUACUGCACAUGAUCCUAACGAUGAUGACGUAUACUUUACUUUCAACGAUACAACUCCAGAUGGCGCCAAUAUCAGCGCAGAUGGUAUUUUCACCUGGACACCCACUAAUCUAAACAUCUCCUCCAUUGAGAUCAUCGCGAUGGACAACCGAGGCGCAGAGACUUCCCUCUCCUACAAAGUCCUCAUCUGUCAAUGCGAGAACGAUGGCGAGUGUGAUUUCGAGAGCCAAGCCGAGGGACAGGACCUCAAUGCUAAUGGCUUUGCUGUGGUCACGUGCAACUGCACUGGUGGGUGGUCAGGUGACCACUGUGACGUGGACUACGAUGCAUGUGAGGGUAGCGGGCCUUGUUAUGAGGGGGUUCUCUGCUACGAUGAGCCCCCGUCCUCAGAGGAAGAAUACAGAUGCGGGCCCUGCCCUCCUCAAUUGACAGGCAACGGGAGUAAUUGCUUCGACUUCAACGAAUGUGCUGAAGAUGACACCAACGAAUGUGACCAGAUUUGUGAAAAUGAGUUGGGUUCCUACACAUGCUCUUGUGAAUCGGGCUACAGGCUUGGCCUUGAUCAACGUUCAUGUACCUGUAAGUUAAUGUGA
This is a messenger RNA of Lytechinus variegatus (green sea urchin), 1899 nucleotides long. RefSeq names its product mucin-like protein. The transcript is spliced from 11 exons. Lineage: Eukaryota; Metazoa; Echinodermata; Echinoidea; Temnopleuroida; Toxopneustidae. The coding region runs from base 1 to 1899 and encodes 632 amino acids. The record is from RefSeq and is a predicted model, not a curated record. Gene Ontology annotation, cellular component: membrane. Gene Ontology annotation, molecular function: calcium ion binding.